CGCUCCGCGCUCUUUUCUGCUUCCAUUAUUCCCUCCUUCCCGAGCUGCGUCUCUGUCCACCGGCGCUGCACCAUCUUUAUCGGUAACAUGGAAAUGCAAGGCUGUCGUUCUUCCAUCUAGACGGGAAGUCUCACCUCACAGAGUCAAGACGGGGGGCACAAUGAGCGAAGAGCCGCCGGUCACCCCCAGCUGGCUGACCCCUGAUCCUACAGCAUGGGCCAGCGGAGGCGGUGGACCGAUGGACAACAGCACCAGCCUGGGGACGCUUCCACCGGAGGACUCCCUGCGGCCCAGCCAGCUGCCACUGCUGGUCAACCCCUGGGACAUUGUGCUGUGCUCAUCUGGGACUCUGAUAGCUUGUGAGAAUGCUCUGGUGGUGCUGGUGAUUUGGCAGAACCCGGCGCUCAGAGCCCCCAUGUUCCUGCUGAUCGGCAGCCUGGCACUGGCUGACCUGCUGGCCGGCCUGGGCCUCGUGCUACACUUCACCUGUGCCUACUUGCUUCGCUCUGAUUCGGCCCAGUUGCUGACUGUGGGCUUGAUAGUGGCCUCAUUCUCCGCCUCUGUCUUCAGCUUGCUGGCCAUCACUAUUGACCGCUACCUGUCUCUGUAUUACGCCCUCACUUACAACUCGGAGCGAACGGCGGCCUUUACCUACACCAUGCUUGUGCUGCUGUGGGGGCUGUCCCUGUGUCUAGGCCUGCUGCCCGUCACAGGGGUCAACUGCCUAGCAGAGGAGGCAACAUGCAGCGUGGUGCGGCCACUGACAAAGAAUAACAUCGCCGUGUUGUCUGUCUCCUUCUUGCUGCUCUUCGGCCUCAUGCUGCAACUCUAUGUCCAGAUCUGCAAGAUCGUGAUGCGCCACGCUCACCAGAUCGCCCUGCAGCAUCACUUCCUGGCUGCCACACCCCACUACGUCACGACCCGGAAGGGCGUAUCCACCCUGGCCAUCAUCCUGGGUACCUUUGCUGCCUGCUGGAUGCCGUUCACUGUUUAUUCACUCAUCGCUGACUACACAUACCCUCCACUCUAUACUUAUGCCACGUUGGUACCUGCCACCUACAACUCGGUCAUCAACCCGGUCAUCUACGCGUUCAGGAACCAGGAGAUCCAGAAGGCGCUGUGGCUGGUGUGCUGCGGCUGUGUGCCCACCAGCGUGGCCCAUCGUGCACGGACUCCAAGCGAUGUCUGA
Molecule: messenger RNA, 1189 nt
Organism: Archocentrus centrarchus (flier cichlid)
Lineage: Eukaryota; Metazoa; Chordata; Actinopteri; Cichliformes; Cichlidae
Gene: gpr12
Product: G protein-coupled receptor 12
Exons: 2
Coding region: 161-1189 (342 amino acids)
Biological process (GO): G protein-coupled receptor signaling pathway
Cellular component (GO): membrane
Molecular function (GO): G protein-coupled receptor activity
Source: RefSeq, a predicted model, not a curated record